Messenger RNA from Neurospora tetraspora, 315 nucleotides. RefSeq lists its product as uncharacterized. The record is from RefSeq and is a predicted model, not a curated record. The coding region runs from base 1 to 315 and encodes 104 amino acids. Lineage: Eukaryota; Fungi; Ascomycota; Sordariomycetes; Sordariales; Sordariaceae. The transcript has a single exon.
AUGGAUCAUACUAACCCCGUUCACCUGUCUCAUCCGCAAUCCAAAAAGGACUUUCUGGCUCAAUACUCCGCCAGGCUCUCCUUAGCGGACACGGGUGCAGACAAAAAAUCUCCCAUUCCUGCAACUGCCCCUUCCACUGUCACGGUUACACCUGAAGCGCCAGCCCAGCAAUCCCAGAUUGUCACAGAGACCACGGGCAUGGGAGCCACAGGCCUCACCAUCACCACAGUCACGGGCAUCGCGGGCACAUCCACGCGCACCAUAACCGGACCGGACGGAACCCUCCUCGUCCCACCUCCCAUCCCGCCCGUAUGA